Messenger RNA from Kazachstania africana CBS 2517, 558 nucleotides. It is a transcript of the gene PEX34, whose product is annotated as Pex34p. Gene Ontology annotation, cellular component: peroxisomal membrane. The transcript has a single exon. NCBI's taxonomy places the organism in Eukaryota, Fungi, Ascomycota, Saccharomycetes, Saccharomycetales, Saccharomycetaceae. The record is from RefSeq and is a predicted model, not a curated record. The coding region runs from base 1 to 558 and encodes 185 amino acids. Gene Ontology annotation, biological process: peroxisome fission.
AUGAGUAGCCCUUUGACAGAUAAGGAUGACGAGUUUCAUCGCAAAUCUAUUACAUUGGAGGACAUCCUGAUAGACAAAUUGGAAGGUAUUUGUACUGUAUUUGACAAUAUCUAUUUUUUAAAAAAUUUAGGUGUGAUAAAAGAAGACAAUUUUAUCUAUAAAAAGUUGAAUAAAGGUAACCUUGGCUCGAAGAUAUGGCUGGUUUCCUUGAUCCUAUCAAUUAGGAGAUGUUUCAAGAAUUUAACCCACAUGUAUAGGACUAGAAGGAAAUACGUCACAGAACUCAGUAUAGUCUCAAAGAAAAGGAAUCAAUCGAGUGAAAAUGGAUUGGUCAAUGGGAUAUUAAAAGAUAAACUUUUGCAAUCGCUACAGAAAUGUAAUUCAAUAAUAAGAGAUCUUCUUUUAGAGUUUUUGCAGGUACUUUUAUAUCUAAUAAUUGUCAUUAUAGAGGUUUUCAAAGUUAAAUCACUCGAACGAUACGUAAAAGGUAUUAGAAAUUUAGAAAUACUAUCUAACCUAAUUACCGUAACCAGAAUCAUAACUGCAACUAGUCCAUAA